This is a messenger RNA of Oikopleura dioica, 570 nucleotides long. The record is from the annotation of a GenBank genome assembly. Lineage: Eukaryota; Metazoa; Chordata; Appendicularia; Copelata; Oikopleuridae.
AUGCCACCGCGAGGGAACGAUACUGACGUUGAAGAGACGACUAGUUGUGAUAUCUACGAGAUUAUUUCGGAAAUAAAAGGACUUCAGCUUGAAAUAAAAAAAUGCGACGCGAAAAUCGACUUGUUGCCAAAUCUAGAUCUGCCCAAUUCGGACUACUUUGGCCCGCCGCUCCCACCUGAUUAUGAGAAAAAUAAUUUGGUCCAAUACAUCGAAGAGCCAAGCUCCAACACUUGCGAGCAGCGUGGAUAUGGUCGCUUCAAAUGCGAGUGCGGCCGCUCCUGGGGCAGCAGUUUCAGUUACCUCGGCUACGCGCAAACCUGCUUCACCUGCGGAGAAGACGUUCAGCCCAGGGAGAUAACGCAGAUUUCAUACGAUAAGAAGCAAACCAAACGACGAUUCAAGCCGGAGUGGCGACGAUUUUCGCACUCCUACCAGUUCUGCGAAGCAUGCAAGCUCAACCAAUGCGCCUGGCGGCCCGAAGAAUUCAGGACCAACAUUCGAACCUUCACUAACGUAACACCCGUCGGCGGCAAAAAACUAGAACCGAAGAGUUCUCGCCGAAAGGGCUAG